Molecule: messenger RNA, 6760 nt
Organism: Chanos chanos (milkfish)
Lineage: Eukaryota; Metazoa; Chordata; Actinopteri; Gonorynchiformes; Chanidae
Gene: cacna1da
Product: calcium channel, voltage-dependent, L type, alpha 1D subunit, a
Exons: 48
Coding region: 1-6252 (2083 amino acids)
Biological process (GO): calcium ion import across plasma membrane
Cellular component (GO): voltage-gated calcium channel complex; membrane
Molecular function (GO): high voltage-gated calcium channel activity
Source: RefSeq, a predicted model, not a curated record
AUGAGCGCCAACGGCCCUGCCCCCGCCCCUGCGGCCACACCUGCCCCCGUGGGCUCGCUGGCGCAGAAAAAGCGGCAACAGUAUACCAAAAGCAAGAAGCAGGGCAGCAGCGCCAACAACAGGCCACCGCGAGCUCUCUUCUGCCUCAACCUCAACAACCCCAUCCGCAGGGCCUGCAUCAGCCUGGUGGAGUGGAAGCCAUUUGAUAUCUUUAUACUGAUCGCAAUUUUUGCCAACUGUAUGGCCUUAGCUGUAUAUGUCCCUUUCCCAGAAGAUGACUCCAACUCAACAAACCAUGAUCUGGAAACAGUGGAAUAUGCCUUCCUUAUCAUUUUUACUAUUGAGACCUUCCUGAAGAUCAUAGCAUAUGGAUUAGUGAUGCACCAGAACGCAUAUGUACGAAAUGGAUGGAACAUGCUGGAUUUCGUCAUUGUCGUGGUUGGAUUGUUUAGUGUUGUCUUGGAAGUCUUGACCAAAGAUGAUGAGCAGGACUCUGCAGGAACUCCUCCGUCCAUGCACGGUCACGGAGGAAAGCCGGGCGGAUUUGAUGUCAAAGCCCUCAGAGCCUUCCGCGUGCUUCGGCCCCUGCGACUGGUCUCAGGAGUGCCCAGUUUACAGGUGGUGUUGAACUCCAUUAUUAAAGCCAUGGUCCCUCUCCUCCACAUUGCCCUCCUGGUUCUGUUUGUCAUCAUUAUCUAUGCUAUCAUUGGUCUGGAGCUCUUCAUUGGGAAAAUGCACGCAACCUGCUUCGUCUCUGGUACAGAUAUGAUUGUAGAGGAGGAGCCAGCUCCAUGUGCUGUGAACGGGCACGGCCGCCAGUGCUCCAUCAAUGGCACGGAGUGCAAAGAGGGCUGGCACGGCCCCAACGGUGGUAUCACCAACUUUGACAACUUCCUGUUUGCCAUGCUGACUGUGUUCCAGUGUAUCACUAUGGAAGGCUGGACAGACGUCCUCUACUGGAUGAAUGAUGCUAUGGGUCAUGAGUUGCCAUGGGUUUAUUUUGUAAGUCUGGUGAUCUUCGGCUCCUUCUUCGUGCUGAACCUGGUUCUGGGUGUGUUGAGCGGAGAGUUCUCUAAAGAAAGAGAGAAGGCAAAGGCUCGUGGAGACUUCCAGAAACUGAGGGAAAAGCAGCAGCUUGAGGAGGAUCUGAAGGGCUAUCUUGACUGGAUUACUCAGGCCGAAGAUAUUGACCCUGAAAAUGAGGAGGACGAUGAGGAAGGCAAACGCAACCGGGUCACAUUGGCUGACCUCACCGAGAAGAAGAAGGGAAGGUUUGGGUGGUUCAGCCAGUCCUCUGACACUCAUGCGAGCAUGCCUGCCAGCGAAACAGAGUCAGUGAACACGGAGAACGAGAAAGGGGAGGAUGAGAAAACGCCAUGCUGUGGGCCGCUAUGUCAAAAAAUUUCAAAGUCAAAGUUCAGUCGACGCUGGCGUCGCUGGAACCGAUUCUGCCGCAGGAAGUGCCGCCUUGCGGUGAAGUCGGUGCCUUUCUAUUGGCUGGUGAUCAUCCUGGUCUUUCUCAACACCCUUACCAUUUCCUCGGAACAUUACAAUCAGCCAAUGUGGCUGACACAAGUCCAGGAUGUGGCCAAUAAGGUGCUGCUGGCCCUGUUCACCUGCGAAAUGUUGGUAAAGAUGUACAGUCUGGGCUUGCAGGCCUACUUUGUGUCUCUGUUUAAUCGUUUCGACUGCUUCGUGGUGUGCGGUGGUAUAACGGAGACCAUUCUUGUGGAGCUGGAGAUUAUGUCUCCACUCGGCAUUUCUGUGUUCCGCUGUGUUCGCCUGCUCAGGAUCUUCAAAGUCACCCGGCACUGGGCCUCUCUCAGUAACUUGGUGGCAUCGCUGCUCAACUCCAUGAAGUCUAUUGCCUCUCUGCUACUGCUGCUCUUCCUCUUCAUCAUUAUCUUCUCCCUGCUCGGCAUGCAAGUGUUCGGCGGCAAGUUCAACUUCGAUGAGACACAGACAAAGAGGAGCACCUUUGAUAACUUCCCUCAGGCCCUACUCACUGUGUUUCAGAUCUUAACAGGUGAAGACUGGAAUGCUGUUAUGUAUGACGGGAUCAUGGCCUAUGGUGGGCCUUCCUCAUCAGGGAUGAUUGUGUGUAUUUACUUCAUCAUUCUCUUCAUCUGUGGAAACUACAUUCUCCUGAAUGUGUUCUUGGCUAUCGCUGUGGAUAACCUGGCAGAUGCGGAGUCUCUGAACACAGACGGGGAUGAUAAGAAGAAAGGCGAUGACAAGAAGGAUGAUGAAAAUGAUGAUGAAACAAAGGUUGCUGUUGAGGAUGAAAAAGACAACGCAGAGGAUGAGGAAGAUGAGCCAGAGGUACCUGCAGGGCCACGUCCCCCCAUCUCUGAGCUCGUGAAGAAGGAGAAGAUCAUACCAAUACCAGAAGGGAGUGCUUUCUUCAUCUUCAGCAGCACCAACCCAAUCCGAGUCGCAUGCCAUAAGCUAAUAAACCACCACAUCUUCACCAACCUCAUCCUGGUCUUCAUCAUGCUCAGCUCUGUUUCCCUGGCAGCCGAAGACCCAAUCAGAAACUUCUCCGCUCGCAACAUCAUACUUGGUUACUUUGACUAUGCUUUCACGGCUAUCUUUACUGUUGAGAUCCUGUUGAAGAUGACUACGUACGGAGCAUUCCUGCACAAAGGAGCAUUCUGCAGGAAUUAUUUCAACCUCUUGGACCUGCUGGUAGUCGGGGUUUCCCUGGUCUCCUUUGGCAUACAGUCCUCGGCUAUCUCCGUGGUGAAGAUUCUGAGAGUGUUGCGGGUGCUUCGUCCACUGAGGGCCAUUAACAGAGCCAAAGGCCUAAAGCACGUGGUCCAGUGUGUGUUUGUGGCGAUCAGGACCAUCGGCAACAUCAUGAUUGUCACCACUCUACUGCAGUUCAUGUUCGCUUGUAUUGGAGUGCAGCUCUUCAAGGGCAAGUUCUACCGCUGCACAGACGAGGCAAAGUCCAGCCCAGAGGAGUGCAAAGGAACAUUCAUCCUGUAUAAGGAUGGAGAUGUGAACCAGCCAGUCAUCCAGAAGAGACAGUGGUACAACAGCGACUUCAACUUUGACAAUGUACUCAUGGCUAUGAUGGCUCUGUUCACUGUGUCUACCUUUGAAGGCUGGCCAGCGUUGCUUUACAAGGCCAUUGACUCAAACAGGGAAAAUCUAGGACCUAUAUACAACUACCGCGUGGAGAUCUCAAUAUUCUUCAUCAUCUACAUCAUCAUCAUCGCCUUCUUCAUGAUGAACAUCUUCGUCGGUUUUGUCAUCGUUACGUUCCAAGAACAGGGAGAGAAAGAGUACAAGAACUGUGAGCUGGAUAAGAACCAGCGUCAGUGCGUGGAGUAUGCUUUGAAAGCACGCCCACUACGGAGAUAUAUCCCUAAGAACCCGUACCAGUAUAAGUUUUGGUAUGUGGUGAACUCCACUGGCUUUGAAUAUAUCAUGUUUGUCCUCAUUAUGCUGAACACACUGUGUCUAGCCGUACAGCAUUAUGGUCAGUCUCAGCUCUUUAACUAUGUGAUGGACAUUCUUAACAUGGUCUUCACUGCUGUCUUCACUGUGGAAAUGGUCCUCAAACUUAUUGCCUUCAAACCUAGGCACUAUUUCACUGAUGCGUGGAACACGUUUGAUGCCUUAAUUGUAGUUGGUAGCGUCGUAGAUAUUGCUAUCACUGAAGUAAACCCCACGGAGGCUCCUCAGGUGGAUGAGUCAGGGAACACAGAGGACAGCGCACGCAUCUCCAUCACUUUCUUCCGCUUGUUCAGAGUCAUGCGAUUGGUCAAGCUGUUGAGCAGAGGGGAGGGCAUUCGAACCCUCCUUUGGACCUUCAUCAAAUCUUUUCAGGCUCUGCCAUACGUUGCCCUGCUGAUAGCAAUGCUGUUCUUCAUCUAUGCUGUAAUCGGCAUGCAGGUUUUUGGAAAGGUUGCCAUGGUGGAUGGAACACACAUCAACAGGAACAACAACUUCCAGACGUUUCCUCAGGCUGUGCUCCUGCUCUUCAGGUGUGCCACAGGUGAGGCGUGGCAGGAGAUCAUGCUGGCCUGCAUGCCAGGCAAGCUGUGUGACCCAGAGUCAGACUAUAACCCUGGAGAGGAGAUGACCUGUGGCAGUGGCUUUGCCAUCGUCUACUUCAUCAGUUUCUACAUGCUCUGUGCUUUCUUGAUCAUUAAUUUGUUUGUUGCUGUCAUCAUGGACAACUUUGACUAUCUGACCCGUGAUUGGUCAAUUUUGGGACCUCAUCACCUUGACGAGUUUAAAAGGAUCUGGUCUGAGUAUGACCCAGAGGCCAAGGGCAGGAUAAAGCAUCUGGAUGUGGUCACUCUGCUUCGCCGCAUACAGCCUCCCCUGGGCUUUGGCAAGCUGUGUCCUCACAGAGUGGCAUGCAAGAGACUGGUGGCUAUGAACAUGCCUCUGAACAGCGAUGGAACAGUAAUGUUUAAUGCCACUCUAUUCGCUCUAGUUAGGACGGCCCUGAAGAUCAAAACAGAGGGUAAUUUGGAGCAGGCCAAUGAGGAGCUACGAGCAGUCAUAAAGAAGAUCUGGAAGAGAACCAGCAUGAAACUGCUUGAUCAAGUGGUGCCCCCUGCUGGUGAUGAUGAGGUGACUGUGGGGAAGUUCUAUGCCACCUUCCUGAUACAGGACUACUUUAGGAAAUUCAAGAAACGCAAAGAGGAAGGCCUGGUGGGUGUUCAUCCCUCCCAAAACAACACAGCUGUCGCACUGCAGGCUGGUCUCCGCACACUGCAUGAUAUCGGGCCAGAAAUCCGCCGAGCGAUAUCAUGUGACCUACAGGACGAGGAGCUAGUAGACUUUAUUCCAGAGGAGGACGAGGAAAUUUAUAGGCGAAACGGUGGUCUCUUCGGCAACCACAUCAACCACGUCGGUGGUGACCAUCGGCGGUCCGGCGGGCACCAGACUAAUGCCACACAGCGCCCCCUGCAGGUGCAGCCCCCGCCACACUACGCCCACAUGGAGCAGCCUGUGGGGCGCCUGGGCCGUGCUAACGCCAUGGCUCAUCAAAACCACCACCAUCAUCAUCAUCAUCAUCACCAUCACCACAACUCCUACGGCAAGUCACCCAAGUCUACCAACAUCAACCUCAACAACGCCAACGUGUCCAGCCUGCCAAACGGGGGUCACCACCGCUACUAUGAACACAUGCCUGCCAAUGGUUACCCAGGCUCAUACUAUGCAGGCGACUAUGACAAACCAAGGACUCCUCACGGACAAAGAAGGCGCUACUAUGAGACCUAUAUUAGGUCCCAUGGGAAUGACAGACGGCAUCCUACUAUCCGUCGAGAGGAGGAGUUUGAUGAGGACCGCUACUCUGCAGAGUACUACAGUGGGGAGGAAUUCUAUGAAGAUGACAGUAUGCUGUCAGGAGACAGGUAUCCAAACAGUGAUCAGGAGUAUGAGACGCCCCGAGGUUACCAUCAUCCCGACAGUUACUACGACGAUGAUGAGCAGCCCCUGUAUCAUGACUCACGAAGGUCACCGAAAAGACGGCUGCUCCCACCCACGCCGCAAGGCCACAGGAGGCCUUCUUUCAACUUUGAGUGUCUGCGCAGACAGAGCAGUCAAGAUGAUCUCCCGCACCAGCGCACUGCACUACCACUGCACCUGAUGCAGCACCAGGUGAUGGCUGUGGCAGGUCUGGACUCCAGUCGAGCUCACAGACUCUCUCCGACACGAUCCACUCGAUCAUGGGCCACCCCGCCUGCCACACCUGCCAGUAAAGAUCGCACUCCCUACUACACACCCCUCAUCCGCGUGGACCGCCCCCUUAGAGACAGUGCCAGCAGCACUCACUCAUCCGUGCGAAAGAGCUCCUGGUACACGGACGACCCAGAGUACCAGCAGCGGACUUACUCACCGGCCCAUCUGCAGGUCCCCCCUGAGUACCGCAAUCAGUACCACCAGAAGAGAGGCAGUGCCACCAGUCUGGUAGAGGCGGUUUUGAUAUCAGAGGGGCUUGGGAGAUAUGCUAAGGACCCAAAGUUCGUCGCUGCCACUAAACAUGAAAUUGCAGACGCCUGUGAGAUGACCAUAGACGAGAUGGAGAGCGCUGCCAGCCAUCUACUGAACGGUGGCAUCUCCCCUGGGGUUAACGGGCUCAACGUCUACCCCAUCCUGGGUCAGAGGGACUACGAGCUGCAGGAUGUGUCAGCCAGCUACAGCGACGAGGAACCGGAGCCCGAGCCUCGGCCGGCCUACGAGGAGGACCUGGCAGACGAGAUGAUAUGUAUCACGACUUUAUAGCACCUGCUGAGCAGCCAAACACUGCUAAAACUAAAGUGUGUUCUUCACAUACAACAAAACCCUGACAAAGAAAUGCAUCUAUUGGCUCACGACCAAAAGAAGUGCCUUUGAAGUGGAAUAGAAAGGCACCCAGACGAAGGACACACUGGUCGCGUCGUCUCACUACCUGCUCGCCAAGGGGUUCGACAGUCACCCUCAGUCACACACCCAACAGAGGAAUCUGUCAGGCAUGCCUGGGCACAGUGCGUCAUCCCUGCUUAGACUGACACUGAGACUUUGGGGACGGUCCCUAUCUUUUAGUGUUGAGAAUUUUAAAGCUCAGUACACGUGGCAGCCAGUUUUGCCACAGUGUCACUGCAGGAUAUGGACCAAAGGGGCAGUGAUGUGAGUUACCAGAGGAUGGGCUUUUGUUAAGGUGAUGACAAUCCGAUUCAUGAUGUCAUUACCUCGGUCACUUUAUUAAGUGUUUGCAUAUCAAGCACGUUAUCGCUACGCGCAGCGCGAGGCA